GAUCAAUUAAACUAAAGCUUUCCAACUCUAAUAUGAGUAUGUAUCAUGUAAAACUCAAAAAUACCAAUAAGUCUUAUAAGACAGAACUGAGUGGCCUUAAGCUCACUCUAAACAUUGCUAACAUAAAAAGAAAACCUGUUCUAAAUAUGAAAUCUGGAACUAAAAGGAAUCAGAUUUGUUUGAAAAAGAAACCUCUAGCGUUCAUGAAGAAAACAAAAGCCAGAAUGCUGUCACCAAAUCCUCCAAGGAUGAACUUUGAGUUCCCGCAAAUCAACAACACAGAGAAGCCCAAGAGAAAAUGUCGGAGGAAAUGGAGGUCUCCAGUCAGCUCAACUGAGAAAUCUCAGUUAGCCAAAAUGAAGACCCCCUCUCAGAAGAAACCUCUUUACUCAAAGUGCAGGACUAGGGUGAUGAGCCAAACGAUUGGGGAGCCUUGAGAGCCCCAGAAUGGUCAGCUGAAAAGGACCAGGACUAGAACUUUUAGCCAGGAGGUUAUCCAAGAGAACUCUACUAUUAUGGGACAAGCUGAAGAGAACGAAUCCAUAAAGUUCACAUAUGAAUGCAAGAUUAGGAACAAACUUAAUAUUGCCAGGAGGUGUAGAGCGUUCUUGUCACCAGUGGUGCUAAGGACUAAGAUUGGCGAGAUGUGCUCCUUGCCGAAGUUCACUAGUCCUCGUCAUUACGUUGCUGAACAAGCACUAAAGAAGCGUUGAGAUUUGGAAGAUACAGACUGAAUUACUCUAGACACCAGGACAACUUUUCAGAACGAUGAUUUCAAUAGCAGAGUUAAUCAUAAUCUCUCUAAUUUUAGCUUGGAUAAGCACUCUAUCGCUCCUAAAAUGAAGAGAAGCCAUAUCAAGAGUUGAGAUAUGGCCCUUGAAUAAAAUUUAAGACGAUUUUUCAUAAAUUUUUA
Moneuplotes crassus is the source of this 913-nucleotide messenger RNA. The record is from the annotation of a GenBank genome assembly. Lineage: Eukaryota; Ciliophora; Spirotrichea; Euplotida; Euplotidae.